GGAAGUUACAGCCGACCUGCAAGUGUUCACGAGCACGGCAGGCGUAAACCGGCAAAGACGAGACCGGGGGAAGAAGAGGGGCCAGUGAACAGCGAGUGAGCCGACGAUCCAUGGACUGAAACAUAUUAAUUUCGUCACUCCGAGCAUCGUCGUAGCAAUACCCUGACGUUUAAGAGCUGAAGCCCCUCGGCUGCUUUCGAGGAAGUUAUUGUUUUGGCUGUUCGCUCUCGGAGCCACAUAUUUAAGCGAGCCCAGUGUGUGCGAAGAGGAGUGUGUGCCUGGUGUGUGAGCAGCUCUCCCUAUGUGUGUGACAAUGGGGGACAUCAGUGACCUGGACCGACAGAUAGAGCAGCUCAGACGCUGUGAGCUCAUCAAGGAAAAUGAAGUCAAAGCACUGUGUGCCAAAGCUAGAGAGAUUUUGGUUGAAGAAAGCAAUGUCCAGAGAGUAGAUUCUCCUGUUACGGUUUGUGGAGAUAUACACGGUCAGUUCUAUGACUUGAAAGAACUUUUUAGAGUGGGAGGAGAUGUCCCGGAGACAAAUUAUCUGUUCAUGGGUGACUUUGUGGACAGAGGCUUCUACAGUGUGGAGACUUUUCUUCUGUUGCUAGCUCUUAAGGUACGCUAUCCGGACCGGAUUACCUUGAUCCGGGGAAACCACGAGUCCCGGCAGAUCACCCAGGUCUACGGCUUCUAUGACGAGUGCCUCCGCAAAUAUGGCUCAGUCACUGUCUGGCGAUACUGCACAGAGAUUUUCGACUACCUGUCUCUCUCUGCUAUUAUCGAUGGCAAGAUCUUCUGUGUGCACGGGGGCUUGUCUCCCUCCAUCCAGACACUGGACCAGAUCCGGACCAUUGAUAGAAAACAGGAAGUGCCCCAUGAUGGACCAAUGUGUGACCUCCUGUGGUCAGACCCUGAAGACACCACAGGCUGGGGGGUGAGUCCUAGAGGUGCCGGCUACUUAUUUGGGAGUGACGUAGUGGCUCAGUUCAAUGCCGCCAACGACAUCCACAUGAUCUGUCGAGCUCAUCAGCUAGUUAUGGAAGGCUACAAGUGGCACUUCAAUGAGACGGUGCUCACUGUGUGGUCAGCACCCAACUACUGCUACAGAUGUGGCAAUGUGGCAGCCAUCUUGGAGUUGGAUGAGCAUCUACAGCGGGAGUUCAUUAUAUUUGAAGCAGCACCACAAGAGACCAGAGGCAUACCCUCCAAGAAACCAGUAGCCGACUAUUUCCUGUGAAGUCUUUGAGCAGACAGCCAUGACACAUCCAGAUUUCCAGUACCGUUUCACAUCAGCUGCCCUCAAUCCUGCCGCUGGACCGUUCUGUCAGUGUGAACUCAAAGCAGUGAGACAGAAAACCUGCCAAACCCUGCCAAGCUCCUGCACAGCUUCAGCUUGAAGAGCUGGAUUUUUUGCCCUGCUGCCCAAGCCUGACAGAGCAGUCACUGUGGAAGGUGUAAGGGCGAGGUGGUUAAUGGGCCCAUGACUGUUGUCAUUUCUCUUCAGCUACAUAAAGAUGGCCAUUUCUUUCUGCUCUCCUUCCAUUUCCAUUUGUUCUCAUCCUCCUCACUCAAUGUAGAUAUGAAUUUCUCCUUUCCUGGCUCAACUUUCACUACAAUUGUAGUAGUUGGUUUUUCUUUUUUGUCCCCCUGCUGUGACAGACACUGUCAUUUAGUUUUAGAAGUAUUUGGAAGGAGUGCUGUUUUUUUUUUUUUUCUUUUCCUUUUUCAUGAUUUUUCUAAAGUAUGCAGCCGUAGGAAGCUUCAGUUUUAUCAUUUUAGAAAUUCCUUCAAUGCAUAUGUUGUCUCUGUUUUUGAUUUUUGUAUAAUUGUUGCUGCCAGGAUUAAACAAAAUGCCCUCUCUUCUCUUUAUUUGCCGUUUAACUGUCUCCCACCACAUGUGCUCCUUUUAACAAGAGCUUCCCAAGAGCUCCACACCCUCACAUCUUAACACCAGAGAUGUAACGACUCCCAACACGAGUCUUGUAUUAACCAUUGUCCUCUCUUGAUUUCUUUUAAUCUACACUUCUCUGUAGGUGUGUCAAUUUUGAUAUUGUGAAAAUAAAGGUUUUGUAUCUAUGCUGAUAUAUCAA
Messenger RNA from Pelmatolapia mariae (spotted tilapia), 2090 nucleotides. RefSeq names its product serine/threonine-protein phosphatase 4 catalytic subunit B. Gene Ontology annotation, molecular function: protein serine/threonine phosphatase activity. The record is from RefSeq and is a predicted model, not a curated record. Gene Ontology annotation, cellular component: cytoplasm; nucleus. Bases 302 to 1237 code for a protein of 311 amino acids. The transcript is spliced from 9 exons. Gene Ontology annotation, biological process: double-strand break repair via homologous recombination. Lineage: Eukaryota; Metazoa; Chordata; Actinopteri; Cichliformes; Cichlidae.